GCGCUUGCCACAAGAUCGUCUUCCUUGCCACAAGUUCUUCAUCCUUUUAACAGGAAUUAGGGAGCUUACAGGGGCCAGCUCUGCAAGGAAUCAAAAGGCUGCCCAGAGCCAUGGGGGAAUUGGCAGCGUCGGCAACUCUGGAGAAGCAGCGACUCACAGAAGAGGAAGAGAAGGCAGCGGACGGGAAGAGCUCGCAAAGCUUAGUUGUUGCGGUGCAGCCAAGACCAAGGAAAGGAUUAGUUUCUUCGGCGGUGGAUUGGCUCGAGAGAGUCAUAGUCUAUCUCAUGAACGAUUCCUCGAAGCCGCUCCACUACCUGGCUGGUAACUUCGCUCCCGUCCGCGACGAAACCCCACCCUCUGUAGCUCUCCCUGUCCACGGAUCUCUCCCCGUGUGCUUGAAUGGGGAGUUUGUCAGAGUUGGGCCCAAUCCAAAGUUUCCUCCUGUUGCUGGAUACCAUUGGUUUGACGGAGAUGGAAUGAUUCAUGGUCUGCGUAUCAAAGAAGGAAAAGCAACUUAUGUUUCUAGGUAUGUUAAGACGUCCAAGCUUAAGCAAGAAGAAUAUUUUGGAGGAGCAAAAUUUAUGAAGAUUGGAGACCUCAAAGGAUUAUUUGGUCUAUUUAUGGUUCAGAUGCAACUUCUUAGGGUAAAACUCAAAGUACUGGAUGCUUCAUAUGGAACAGGAACAGGCAAUACUGCUCUGAUUUACCAUCAUGGUAAACUUUUGGCUUUGUCCGAAGCUGAUAAACCUUAUGUUAUCAAAGUCUUAGAAGAUGGAGACCUGCAAACUCUUGGAAUGCAGGAUUAUGAUAAGAGGCUUGCACACUCAUUUACUGCUCAUCCAAAAGUUGAUCCAUUCACUGAUGAGAUGUUUACAUUUGGUUAUUCGCAAACAUCACCAUAUGUUACUUAUCGUGUCAUUACAAAGGAUGGUGUUAUGCACAAUCCAGUGCCAAUAACAAUUCCAGAACCUAUUAUGAUGCAUGACUUUGCCAUCACCGAGAAUUAUGCAAUUUUCAUGGACCUUCCUUUGUAUUUCCGACCAAAGGAAAUGGUGAAGGGAAAGUUGAUAUUUACAUUUGAUCCUACAAAGAGAGCAAAAUUUGGUGUGCUUCCACGAUAUGCUAAAGAUGAACAACUGAUUAGAUGGUUUGAUCUUCCUAAUUGCUUCAUAUUCCAUAAUGCAAAUGCCUGGGAGGAAGGUGAUGAAGUUGUUCUUAUUACUUGUCGACUUGAGAAUCCUGAUUUGGACAUGGUCAACGGAGCUGUAAAAGAUAAACUAGAAAAUUUUACAAAUCAAUUAUAUGAGAUGAGGUUUAAUCUGAAAACGGGUGCAGCUACUCAGAAGGAAUUGUCAGCACCUGCAGUGGAUUUUCCGAGGAUUAAUGAGAACUACACUGGCAGGAAACAGAGAUAUGUCUAUGGCACCAUCCUUGACAGUGUUGCAAAGGUGAAAGGCAUUGUAAAAUUUGAUCUGCAUGCUAAGCCUGAAGCUGGGAAAAAAAACCUUGAGGUUGGUGGAAAUGUGCUAGGCAUUUUUGACUUAGGACCAGGAAUAUUUGGGUCAGAGGCAGUAUUUGUGCCUCGUGAAGCUGGGAUCAGAAUUGAAGAGGAUGAUGGCUACUUGAUCUUCUUUGUACACGAUGAAAGCACUGGGGAAUCAAAAGUCAAUGUAAUUGAUGCCAAGACAAUGUCUCCUGAACCAGUGGCAGUUGUUGACCUGCCCUGCAGAGUACCAUACGGAUUUCAUGCGUUCUUCGUCAACGAGGAGCAAAUUCAGCAGCAGCAGCAGCAAUCAGAAAUAUGAUAAAAGCAGUGCCUAUAUAUAUACCAACGGAGUGAUCAGAUUACUGUUGAAAACAAAUCCGGUAAACAUCCUCAAUAAAAUGUGGAUUUGCUGUCUAUAUUAAUCAAAAACUGCUUGCUUAUUAUGUAUAGAAAUUAAACCUGCUGAUGUGCAGAAAUGUUGUAAAACAAGUGCCUGUUUUACAGGCUCUUUUUUUUUCUUAUGGAACGGGUCAUCAAUGUGUUUUGUUUUUU
Dendrobium catenatum is the source of this 2038-nucleotide messenger RNA. RefSeq names its product carotenoid 9,10(9',10')-cleavage dioxygenase 1. Gene Ontology annotation, biological process: carotene catabolic process. The transcript has 14 exons. The record is from RefSeq and is a predicted model, not a curated record. Gene Ontology annotation, molecular function: carotenoid dioxygenase activity. NCBI's taxonomy places the organism in Eukaryota, Viridiplantae, Streptophyta, Magnoliopsida, Asparagales, Orchidaceae. The coding region runs from base 111 to 1805 and encodes 564 amino acids. Gene Ontology annotation, cellular component: chloroplast stroma.